AUGUCCGAACAUAUUCCAACUGCUGAAGAAAUCAAGAAAGACGUCAAUGAAGUGGUAGAUGAGAGUGUUGAUAAGGUCCUGGAACUGAAAGAUGAAGGAAAGAGUGUCUGCAAGAAGGUAGUAGCAAACAUCAAGGGUGCAUUUAGUGCGGUUGCUAACGCAUUUUGCCUGGCAGGAGCAAAGGUACAAUCAACCACUUGUUCUACAGUUUCUAGAGUUGGAACUGAGCUCAGUAAUCCCGUAGUUGCCGCUCAAGUAGUCGUUGUGGCUGGAGGUGCUGCCGCAGGUUAUUUAGCCUAUGUGGAAAGAAAUAGACUCAAUACUGACAAUAAGGUGUUUGUAUGUGUCAAUGCAUCGAUCAUUACAGGUUUAGUGGUCCUUGAUGGAUUCUUAUUCAACAAAUACUAUCCAAAGUAUGACAAAAAGCAAAAAUAG
This is a messenger RNA of Hemisphaericaspora subhashii, 435 nucleotides long. RefSeq lists its product as uncharacterized. Lineage: Eukaryota; Fungi; Ascomycota; Pichiomycetes; Serinales; Debaryomycetaceae. The transcript has a single exon. The coding region runs from base 1 to 435 and encodes 144 amino acids. Gene Ontology annotation, molecular function: nascent polypeptide-associated complex binding. Gene Ontology annotation, cellular component: mitochondrial outer membrane. The record is from RefSeq and is a predicted model, not a curated record.